Papaver somniferum (opium poppy) is the source of this 402-nucleotide messenger RNA. Its product is annotated as flowering time control protein FCA-like. The transcript is spliced from 4 exons. The coding region runs from base 1 to 402 and encodes 133 amino acids. Gene Ontology annotation, molecular function: protein binding. NCBI's taxonomy places the organism in Eukaryota, Viridiplantae, Streptophyta, Magnoliopsida, Ranunculales, Papaveraceae. The record is from RefSeq and is a predicted model, not a curated record.
AUGCAAGCUUUACAAGCUAGCUUUCAGUCAUCACAAAAAACAUUCUCUCAGCUACAGAAAAGGUUGCAUAUGAUGCGGCAGUCUGGUCAAAAUCUAUCUCGCCAGCUGGAUGCCCAGGCAACUAAACUACAGGUUACUGCAGCUGCUGUGCCUGGGUUUUCAACAACAGCUGCUACAACUCCUGCUUUAUCACCUCUUGGUGGGCAGGUUGCACUUCCUCCUUGUAAUUGGACAGAACACUCCUCCCCUGAAGGGUACAAGUACUACUAUAACAGUGCAACAACAUGGGACUGCGGGAACUUGGUUAUGCUGAAUCACAGCCAAUUCAGGUGUUGCCCUGCUCGUUUUCACCAGGGCCUUCAGGCACAUGAGUGGGAAUGGAAGAGCAAGAGCAUAACUUAG